AUGCAACCAACAGAACGAAGAUACCCACAAAUUGAACAGCUGGCCUUAACACUGGUGACAACAGCGAGAAGACUCAGACACUACUUCCAGAGCCACACAAUAAUUGUAAGGACGAACCAACUGUUAAGGCAAAUAUUGACAAAACCAGAACUGGCAGGACGAUUGACCAAAUGGUAUGUCGAACUUUCUGAGUUCGAUAUCCAAUUUCAAUCAAGGUCGGCUUUGAAGUCACAAAUCCUAGCAGACUUCGUUUUCGAGCUCACACCUGAUGACUACCACUACAACCAGACCUGGGAAUUACACAUAGAUGGAGCAUCAAACCGAGAAAGAAGCGGAGCCGGGAUAGUACUAAAGGAGGGAGACACAGUAAUGGCCGAGCAAUCCCUACAAUUUCAUUUCUCGGCAAGCAACAAUCAGGCCGAAUAUGAGGCGCUCAUAGCAGGACUUAAGCUCGCCCUCAACCUCCAAGUACAGAGCCUAACAGUACAUUGUGAUUCCCUAUUGGUGGUUCAACAAAUCAAAGGAGAAUUCCAAGUAAAAGAUCUUUUGUUAGAACGGUAUUGGCUCAUAGCAAAGGAUCUCAUUUCAAAAUUUGAUAAAUUCAUCAUAUUACAUAUGCAUAGAGAAAAGAACAUCAGAGCAGACAUAUUAUCUAAACUUGCCACUACUAGGGCAAGUACACAAACAUCGACAUUAUCACAACUUACACUAGAGAAACCUAGCAUCAAAUUAUUAUCCAUAACGAACAUUAACCAUCUCCACGACUGGAGAACACCUUUUCUCGAAUACAUUAAUGCAAGGGUCAUACCCAGAAAUGAGCCUAACCCUCAACACUUCAGACGAAAAGCAAGUCUCUAUACAAACAUAGCAGGAGAAUUGUACAGGCGUGGCUUUUCACACCCAUUAUUGAAAUGCCUCGACAAAAAUGAAGCGAAUGAAGUAAUGAACGAGGUCCACGAAGGCGUAUGUGGAAACCACAUAGGAGGACAAGCUCUGGCAGCAAAGAUUAUCCGAACAAGAUAUUGCUGGCCGACCAUGAAGGGGGACUGCAUAACAAAGGUCAAAAACUGCAACAAUUGCCAAAAGCAUGCCGCCAUAUCCAUGAAGCCCGCCAAGGUAAUGCACAGCAUGGAGGUAAGCUGGCCCUUCCAUAGAUGGGGGCUCGAUAUCCUCGUCCCAUUCCCAACAGCACCGGGCGAGACACCGUUCAAGCUGGUCUACGGAUUAGAAGCACUAAUUCCGAUCGAAGUCGGCGUCCCUACAUUUAGAACCGAGCUAUACGAUCAACAACACAAUAUCAACAUAAGGAACGCCGAGCUUAAUCUCGCCGAGGAAGACAUGGACAUAGCCGCCAUCAAACAAAGAGCAAUGAAACAACUAAUUGAGAGAAGGCACAACAAAAAAGUGGUGCCAAGAACAUUCAACGAGGGCGACCUAGUCCUCAGAAGAACAGAGGAAGCAAGGCGACCUCCAUCACAUGGUAAACUCGCCGCGAAUUGGGAAGGACCAUUCCGGAUUUCAAAAGUGCUCGGAAUGGGAGCUUACCAACUACAAACACUGCAAGGCGAGCCUAUAUCAGGAAACUGGAAUGUAUCUUCAUUAAAGCUGUAUAGAUCAUAA
Arachis ipaensis is the source of this 1620-nucleotide messenger RNA. RefSeq lists its product as uncharacterized. Gene Ontology annotation, molecular function: nucleic acid binding; RNA-DNA hybrid ribonuclease activity. The record is from RefSeq and is a predicted model, not a curated record. Lineage: Eukaryota; Viridiplantae; Streptophyta; Magnoliopsida; Fabales; Fabaceae.